GCCCUGCCCCGGGGCCCUGGCCGCCGCCUCAUUGGCCAGGCCUGAGGAGCGGCCCCCUCUGGUUGGCUGAGGGCGGGGUUGCAGCCAUUGGCUGGCCGGGGCCGUCGGCAGAGCCUGGUUGGCCGCAGUGAGGUGGCCGGGAUGCCCGGGGGGCCGGGAUGCCCGGGCCUCGCCUCCGUGGAGGCCGGGGGCGGGCGGAGUGUGAGCGGGGCGCGCUGGGGCCUGCAGGUGCCCGUCCCUGCGGACGCGGAGGUUUCCAGCCGGGCGGGGCGGCGGGGCUCGCGGAGGUGGGCUUCUCAGGCUGUGGUCCACGUGCGGCGGAGCCGGGGGCCCUGUCCCAGAGCCUCAUCUGGGCGCUGGCCGGUGUCCUCCGCGUCGUUUUGUAGAUUCGUCCAGGAGGCCCCAGAGGAGGAAGAGGAGUCCGAGGGCCCCCUUAGAGAGCAGGACCUAAAGGAGGCCUACAUCAAGCUCGUCCAGGGUGUGCAGGAGUGGCAGGACGGCUGUGUCUACAGGGGAGAGUUUGGGCUGGACAUGAAGCUGGGACACGGAGAAUUCUCUUGGCCCAAGGGUGAGUCCUACCGCGGGCAGUUCUACCGGGACCACCGCCACGGCCUGGGCACCUACGUGUGGCCAGACGGCUCCAGCUUCACGGGCAUGUUUUACCUAAGCGCCCGAGAGGGCUAUGGCACCAUGUACCUGAAGGAGAGGCUCUUCCAGGGGCUGUACAAAGCAGACAAACGGUUCGGGCCAGGCGUGGAGACCUACCAGGAUGGCAGCCAGGACGUGGGGCUGUGGUUCCAUGAGCACCUCAUCAAGCUGUGUGUGGAGAUACCAGGCAGUUUCUCCAUCCACACCUACCCCGAGUUCUCGGGCUUCCUCACGCACACGCCUGCCAGAAUCACCCUCUCAGACGAGGAGAAGAUGGAGUGGGCCCUGCAGGAGGGGCAGGACCCGUUCUUCUAUGACUACAAGAGCUUUCUUCUUGAUGACAACCUCACUCUGCCUCCGGAAAUGUACAUCUACUCGACCGACAACAGCCACCUGCCCAUGACAUCCUCUUUCCGCAAAGACUUAGAUGCCCGCAUCUUUCUGAACGACAUCCCUCCGUUUGUUGAGGAUGGAGAACCCUGGUUUAUCAAAAACGAGACCCCUUUGAUGGUCAAAAUCCAGAGGCAAGCUUACAAAUUCAGGAACAAGAGGGCUCACACCAGCUGGAACAUGGGCGCCAUCCUGGAGGGGAAGCGCGGUGGCUCUGGGCGCCGUGGCCCUAAGGAGCGGCUCUCCGAGGAGGCGAUCCUGAAGGCCCAGGAAGGGGAUUACGCCUGGGUGUACGGACUCCUGAGGGACAGCCUUGUCAGCCCCGACGUGGCCGACGCCAAGGGCUACACGGCGCUCGCCGCGGCUGCUGUUCACUGUCACGUUGACGUUGUCAACCUUCUGCUCGACCACGGGGCCGACGUGAACAAGUGCACAGAUGAGGGCCUCACGCCACUCAGCAUGUGCUUCCUCCUCUACUACCCGACCAGGUCCUUCAAGCCCAACGUUGCCGAGAGGACAGUGCCCGAGCCCCAGGAAGCUUCAAAACCUGUAACGAUUCCCAACUGUCCCUUCCCAAUCCCGGAAUCGGCCGCGGAGCCAGUGUACCUGGAGGAGCCGGUACCGGCCCAGGGCGGCCAGGAGCCCAAGGCAUCGUCCACCAGGUCGGGUGGCGAGGAGGGCGGCCGGGGGUCUUGGGACGCAGACCCCAGGAGCAGCUCCCUGAGGGGCCCCACGUCGGUGAGCAGCAGCGCCAGCGACUCAGGUCGGUCGCGGGACGUGGUGUCGGGGACCUUGGACCCGUGCACGCCGUGCAGCAACGAGACGGGCUUCGAGUCCAACCGGGGCGUGUGCCACUUCUCCAUCGAGCUGUCACGGGACCUGCUGGAGCGGAGCGCGCUGGCCCACAGCCUGCUGGAGGCCCCCGCCGCCCAGGGCACCAUGCGGAGGAUGGCGCUGUCCAUGGUCCAACACAGACGCAGGUGGAUGGUCAUCAACGCCCUGCUGCGCCGUGGCGCGGACCCCAACCUGUGCCGCGUGCCCAUGCAGGCCCUGUUCUUCGCCGUGAAGGCCGGGGACGUGGACGGGGUGAAGCUGCUGCUGGAGCACAGGGCCAGGACGGACAUCCAGUUCCCACCCGAGCUGGGGGCCCUGACCCCCCUCCACAUCGCGGCCGCCCUUCCCGGGGAGGAGGGCGUCAGGAUAACGGAGCUGCUGCUCCACGCCAUCACCGACGUGGACGCCAGGGCGGCCGACCAGGACGACGUGUACAAGCAGGGCGAGGUGGAUCUGCUGCCUUCAGGCCUGAAGCUCAACAACGAAGCCGGCCCGCCCAGCGCCUACCAGAGUGAGUGCGGGUGUGUCCCCGCCGAGGGGGGCAGGACACCUCUGCACGUGGCCUGCGAGCGAGAGGACAACCACAGGUGUGCCAGGGACAUAGUCCGGCUCCUCCUCUCCCACAGAGCGAAUCCCAACACCCUGUGGAGUGGCCACUCCCCACUCUCCCUGUCCAUCGCCAGUGGCAACGACCUGAUUGUGAAGGAGCUUCUGUCCUACGGAGCUGACCCCAACAUGGUCCUGACCAAAGGCUUGGGCAGUGCCCUGUGUGUUGCCUGUGACCUGACCUAUGAGAGCCAGAGGAGCCUGGAAAGCAAGCUGGCCCUGAUUGACCGGCUCAUUAGUCACGGAGCCAACAUCCUGAACCCUGUGACCCUCACGCAGGGGGACAAGGUGGCGGUGGGCACGGCCGUCGACUACGGAUAUUUCAGAUUCUACCAGGACCGGAAGACUGCCCACUGCCCCUUCCACAUGCUGAUGCCUGCGGAGCGGGAGACGUUUCUGGCCCGGAAGAAGCUCCUGGAGUACAUGGGCCUCCAGCUGCGGCGGGCUGUCUUCGCGAAGGAGUGCCAGUGGGACCCGAAGGUGCUGCAUCUGAACAAGAGAGCGGAGCUGGCCCCCUGCCUCCGGCUGAAGCGGAAGGGCACCAGCAUGCCCGAGGGUCUGGACUCGGGGGAGCAGGAGCGGGUUCCCUUCUUCAAGUUCUGCUACCAGUGCGGCCGCUCCGUCGGGGUGCGCCUGACACCCUGCACCCGCUGCUACGGGAUCCUGACCUGCAGCAAAUACUGCAAGACCAAAGCCUGGACCGACUUUCACAAGAAGGACUGCGGCACCCUGAUGGCCAUCGGGAAAACGUGUCCACCUCUGCUCAUAAAGAAACCCUUGAAGCAACUUGGCAACGAGCCACAGAAGCCUGCGACUCUGAGGCUGGCACGCAAGCCGAGGUGCUUAUAUUCCACCUACAGUCACGAGUGAGCGUCGGGCACCCACCUGCCUACACAGGGCUCUGGUAACCCCGCAGGCUGCCUCCCCGCCCGCCCAGAGAGGAAGGCCUUCACUGUGGCCCUCGCCUCCCGGGAGGGGCUGGGCCAGCUGGCACGGGGACCACCCCAGGACCCACGGAGGGGCGGACGGGUGAGCAGGCAGCUGCUGCCCAGCUGGAGUCUGGGGAGGCCUGAGCUGCGCCCUGGACCCAGCAGGAGCUGCGACACCUGCAGGACCCCUUCCAGGAGCUCCAUCCUCCUCCAGGGUGCACCGCCCAGCCCCCCAGUGCUGGGGACCCUGCUCCUCAUCUCAUGGGACCCAGGGUCACAGCCCCAUGGGCCCUCAGCACUCCAGGGCCCUGUGUGACAGAGGCUUUGUUGAAUGUUUGCCUGGCAGGCCCGUGCGGGCUGCAACACCCAA
Hippopotamus amphibius kiboko is the source of this 3777-nucleotide messenger RNA. It is a transcript of the gene ANKMY1, whose product is annotated as ankyrin repeat and MYND domain containing 1. Bases 142 to 3348 code for a protein of 1068 amino acids. Lineage: Eukaryota; Metazoa; Chordata; Mammalia; Artiodactyla; Hippopotamidae. Gene Ontology annotation, molecular function: protein binding. The record is from RefSeq and is a predicted model, not a curated record. The transcript is spliced from 17 exons.